Oncorhynchus gorbuscha (pink salmon) is the source of this 4999-nucleotide messenger RNA. Its product is annotated as mucin-5AC-like. The transcript has 3 exons. NCBI's taxonomy places the organism in Eukaryota, Metazoa, Chordata, Actinopteri, Salmoniformes, Salmonidae. The record is from RefSeq and is a predicted model, not a curated record. The coding region runs from base 200 to 4999 and encodes 1599 amino acids.
GUGCAUCAGGGUUUUAUUUUUGGAGUGGUUGUCGACGGGAGAUCGUUGCCCUGCUAUGGUAGACAGGGUUCAGCUCACUCAGUCCAAGAUGACCCUGCCUCUGUGAGGUUACACUCCAGUCUGGGAUUAUAGCAGCUAAGACCAGCCAGAGAGUUUGCCCCUAACUAGGAAUCCCUAAGGGGGUUGAAAUGAAUCGCUGAUGGCAGUCAGGUACAGCAAUGGACUCCAGCCGGAUCUUCCCGACCCCUCCCAGCCUCCCCCUCCCCUGCUGCCCAAACCAGACAAGGCCAAUGCCCGGCUGCAGAAACUCAUCAAGAAGAGUACCAAGAAGAAAGCCCGACCCUCCCAGACUCCCAUCCCCUUCCGCUCCUGUCUGUCCCCCGUACACGAAGCUUCGGACCUGGAGCACAGCGACACACACUCGACUCCUCCCCGGUCACCGGACUUCAGUUUCCCCAUUAGGCCUCUGUAUGAUCCACACCCCCGCUCUCCGUUCUCGUUCCCCCCCAGUGGUCCAUAUGGUAACAAUCCUUACGGCCAGACAGGGGUCUUUCCCCCCCUACUGGACUACACCGCUCCCAUGCAGACAUCAGAGAACCAGGUGGCGCCCCUCUUUGAGUGCUCGUCGUUUAUGUUUGACGAUGACGACACAGAAAGCAUGAUGCCACCCUCGCCUCCGCCUCCGCCUCCGCCACCCCCACCCCCACCCCCACCCCCACCUGAGUUCUCACAAGGCCCUGCAGUUCAUCUGUAUGACUUGUAUUCAUCUGUAGCACUGAAUUCGUCUGGGUCGGUGGCCACGGCAACAGUAGCUCCAGACUCAGUCCCCAGUGUACCACAGUCAACUCCCCCAACUCCAUGUUCACCUAAGAUAUCAACUCAUGUUAUGACUCUUUCCCCACCAGUACCUAGUGGUCCGGGUCUGGCACCAUUACCCGCUCAGGUCCAAGGUCCAGUCCCACUUCCUGCUCCAGUACUGAUGUCAGCGCCAACCCUUCAGACACAACCUCUGACCUCAACCCAUCAGGUGAUGACACCCAGUAAGCCAAAGGAUGAGGCUCCAAAGACCACACCAGCUUUGCUCACUAAUAACCUUGGUUCUGAAGAUCACAUUAUGAACAAAGUGGCUUCUAAGAUGGUCAGCACGCAAAUAAAUCAAGCUGAUUCCCGUAAAGUCAAACCUUCUGACGUCAUCCCACAAACAAUGAUUUACACGUCCAAGGCAACGUUUUACGAAAUCUCCAAGCCUGCACUUCCAGACAUAACAGGAGUGAAUAUAUUGUAUCAAGGAGCAUCGUUAUCCACGAUACACAGGGAGAAAUCACCACUGACUUGUCACCAAAGUGAGCCGGCUAUCCCAUAUAAAGUUUCCGUGGCAAAGACCCCUUCUGGAAGAUCGAAAACACCCUCACACCAUCCCACAAUGGGAAGACUGACACCUGUUUUUGAGAUAUCGAAAGCCAAUCCACUCCUGUUCGCUGCAAGUCCAGUCUUCUUCUCCUCUCGGGAUGUGCACGCCUCGGUCGUAAACACAGAGACAGAGAAAUACAUGUCACCACUGACUGUUACCAGAGCUCUCUCAGCAGCAACCGAACAACUGAAACCAAUUGGAUCUCGUUCAGAUACAGACAUAUUCCAAAAUAAUGGAAUUACAACUACCAUGGGAGGAUCUAUGGCUAAUUUAUCUUCUAUGUUCAGCUCCUGUCAGGAUGUACACGUCACACAGAGAGUCAAGUCGCCAAUGGCUAUAACCAGUACAGCCCAAACACCCUCAGCAAUACCUGUUAACAGUAGAGUCAAAUCUCCCUCAGCAAUACCUGUUAACAGUAGAGUCAAAUCUCCCUCAACAAUAACUGUUAACAGUAGAGUUAAAUCUCCCUCAGCAAUACCUCUUAACAGUAGAGUCAAAUCUCCCUCAGCAAUAACUGUUAACAGUAGAGUCAAAUCUCCCUCAGCAAUAACUGUUAACAGUAGAGUCAAAUCUCCCUCAGCAAUAACUGUUAACAGUAGAGUCAAAUCUCCCUCAGCAAUAACUGUUAACAGUAGAGUCAAAUCUCCUCCUUCAAUGCCUGUUACCACUACAAGCAAUAUUCCCUUAGCUGCAGCAGAAGCACUAAAACCAAUAGGAUCUAACUCUGACAAACAUUUACAAGGUGUGACCAGUGUUGAUAGAAGUACAACUCAGACUAAUGGAAUAACAACCAACAUGGAACGGUCCAUGGCUACGAUAUCUUCUGCAUUCAGCUCCUAUCAAGAUGUACAUGCUUUGGUUGUAAACAAAGAGACACACAGAUACCAGGAGAUACAGGAUACAACUACUAUGCUCGGAUGUAUGACUAAUAUAUCUCCUGCCUUCAGCUCCUAUCAAGAUGUACAUGCCUCAGUCAUAAACACACAGAGACACAAGUCACCCAUGCCUGUUAUGUGUAGAGUUAAAUCUCCCCCGGCGAUGCCUGUUACCAGUACAGCCCAAACUCCCCUAGCAAUUCCUGUUGCCAGCAGAGUCAAAUCACCCCCAUCAAUGCCUGUUAACAGUACAGUCAAAUCACCACCAUCAAUGCCUGUUAACAGUACAGUCAAAUCACCCCCAUCAAUGCCUGUUAACAGUACAGUCAAAUCACCCCCAUCAAUGCCUGUUAACAGUACAGUCAAAUCACCCCCAUCAAUGCCUGUUAACAGUACAGUCAAAUCACCCCCAUCAAUGCUAGUUAACAGUACAGUCAAAUCACCCCCAUCAAUGCCUGUUACAAGUGCAGUCAAAUCACCCCCAUCAAUGCCUGUUACCAGUGCAGCCCAAACUCGCUCAACAGCCACUGAACAACCAAAACCAGCUGGAUCUGCCUGUGCCGGCUCAGUGGAACUUUCACAAGGUCCAACCAGUGGGGAUAGAAAUAGGAACCAGACUAGUGGAAGUACAACCACCACUGAAAGAUCUAUGGCUGAGAGAACUCACAAUGAGAUUCUAGCAUCAAAGAUCGCUGCACGUGACAGUGCAGUUUCCAAGCCAAAAGUCAAGUUUACAGAACCUCGUAUGCAGAAAGAUAAAAUGGAUGAAACAACUGAAUAUGGAAUCCCACCUGAGUAUCAAAAGCAACAGGCCCCAUUGUCCCCCAAAAGGAUACCAACGACAGCUUCAAAUGGAUACAAAGCGCCAACCAUUUCAGCUCCACCAAACGGACCCACUGUGCCAAUGAUCUCAGCACAACCACCUCCAAACACUGUGCUAACGCCAAUGAUUUCAUCACCUCGAUCCCCAUUGACCCCUAGAUACCCAGACUCUCCUAUAAUUGGCUUACGUAAAGUUUUGGCACCAUUGAUAGAGCAUCAAAAUACCCCUACAUCCAAAAAACCUAAAACACGGUCAACAUAUUACGGACUGACUCCGGCUGAGUAUGUUGCCUAUGGUGGGAUCCGGACAUACUACGGUCCUUCUGGACCUAAAGCUAAUGAAUCAACACCAUCACCAUCCACAGCACAGAAUAAUGGAUUACCAAAUGGGCCUCGUCCUCCUUUAAUCUCUAAACCUGAAACAUCCCCCAUAGGAUCAAACACACCCAACAGAGAACAACAGAAACCUACCCUGCAUGGGCAGCAUUCUACUGUUCCGGCACCUUCACUUUCAACACCUUUAGCUGCAACUGGCUGUUCUCAGACACCCACAGAUAAGGCAGCCAUAUUUAAACCCAAUACAUCAGAUGUUAACAAAUCUGAAGCACCUGCUUAUGCAAUACAACCUGAUAUAACACCCAUUGUGGACAUAACAAAACCUGAACUUCUAUUGGCCCUCGGACAGUUAACUCUUCCACCAGCCACCAGUGAAGUCCCCACACCAAUGGCCUCUCAUUCUGAGGUUCCAAGACUGGCACAUAAAGCAGGUGUGGUACACACAAUCAGAUCAGCUCCAUUUCAGCUAAAUGAAACUCCUUUAUUCCCGAUAGGUAGGAAUGUUGUGUCAAAGUCGCUGUUUCCUUUCAGCAUUCCGAAUGCUGAAGUUUCACAAAAUUCAACUGUAGCAAAUAUUCCCCGACACAGUGGAAAGUCAGAGGCAGAUCCCACAGUCAUGCAUCUUUCUGUCGAGGAUAAUAUUAGCACAGACACUAAACUACCCAGAAAACCUGUCAUAGGAGCCCAAGUCCCUAAUAACCCUGAUAUAGGAAGCCAACUCCCCAGCCAACCUACCACAGCAACUAUACUACCAGACAAGCCUACCAUAGACACCAAACUACCUAGCAAGCCUAGUGUGCCAACCCUAAGAACUCAACUCUCUCAUACACCUACUAUUGAAACAGGAACCCAAGUCCUCACCAAACCUACUAUAGAAAACCAACAUUCAUGCACACCUAUCACUGGAACUAAACUUCCUAGCCCACCUACCAAAAUAGCACAACUUCCCAGCCCACCUAGCAUAGUAGCCCAACUUCCCAACUCACCUAGCAUAGUAGCCCAACUUCCCAGCCCACCUAGCAUAGUAGCCCAACUCUCUAGCACGCCUAGCAUAGAAGCCCAACUCCCCAACGAGCCUUUAAUAGAAUCUGUACAACCUGGCAAGUCUACUCCAGAAAAUAUUCUGCCCAGUACCAUGCAGUACCAUGCAAACCAUACCAGGAAGCAUUUUGUAGAAACCAACUCCCACAAAGCAAUUGAAUGCAGACAAUCUACAAAAUCUACCAUUGAUGAAAAACCUUCCACCAAGUCCACUACUGAAACGAGAUUCUCAGCCAGCUCUACGAACGAAGGCCUCAGCCUCUGUAAAAGCCCCGUCCACAAACAGAGGAAUGUCAUCGCCAUCUCAGCCAAAGACUGGACAGACAGAGACGGACACAAUGGAAGAUGUGGAAGUCACUGCCUCAGGUGCACAGGGGAAAGCAGCCAGACGUCAAGAGACACCCUGUACGAAGCCUACGAUAUCAACUGCCUCAGGUGCACAGGGGAAAGCAGCCAGACGUCAAGAGACACCCUGUACGAAGCCUACGAUAUCAACUGCAUCUUCGACUGUUGA